AUGGCGUCACUGAAGCUGCCAACACACGCGACGACACCAAAAGUGCCUCGCUCACACUUGACUUUUCCAGUUACCGCGAGAGACUCAACCUAUGCUAGUCCCCACGGUUCACACCCGGUUUCUACCAUGCACCGGAUCCGGCUGCGGAUCCCUCGUGCUCCACAAUUUGGAAUCCUGUUGCCCGAAUCCACACUCCCCUCUCAUCGCCGUCUGCCAGGAGCAGUAGCAGCUGCUGUUCCUCCUACUCUUCUUCCAAUUUCUUUGUUGCGCAGUGCCAGUUUUGUCGAGGGGUUCGUGCGAUCCGUACCGGAGGUAUUGAAGAUGGAUUUCUUAAUGAACGCCGCGAAGAUUGCUCAAGAAGUGCAGGGCGGGAAGAAGAAUGAUAAAAAGGAUAAGAAGGAAGGCGAGGGCUCUGGAGGGUUUGGCGACUUAAUUGGUGGGUUCAUGGGCGGGUCUGAUAAGCCGAAGCGAAAUGAGGAUGAUUACGAUGAUGAAAGACCGAACAAGCCGAAGCCGAAGCCGAAGCCCAGGCGAGAUGAGGACGAGUACGAUGAUGAAAGACCUCAUGGUAGUAAAUAUGAUGAUGAGAAACCCCAGAAGGGUCAGUCCUCAAGUUCAGAUCAUAGGAAGAAGCCUUCAACGGGCGAGCUUUUUAGCAGUGCCCAGGUUCUGUAUCAAGCAGCUGCUGGAAAGAAAGUGGAGCAUGGCAAGCUUGCAGAGGCGGCAUCCGACUUGCUCGAUGGAUUAUCAAUGUACGGGGGAGAAAAGUCUGGUUAUAGCGAUUAUUUGAAGAAGGCCAGCACCUACCUUGACCAAUAUGGGCAGAAGCACGAGGUUAAGCCAUCUGGUGGUCGGCUGAAUGACGACGAGAGUUCUCCUAAACCCCGGCCUUCGAAGUAUGGUUCUGAAGAAUCAGAGUCUCGACCUUCCAAACCGCGCCCCUCGAAGUACGAUGAAGAAGAGUAUGAACGCCCUCAAAAACCUCGACCUUCGAAAUAUGAAGAGGAAGAAGAAUAUGGACGGCCACAGAGGCCGCGACCCUCUAAGUACGAAGAAGAGGAGGAAUAUGGACGCCCUCAGAAGCCUCGACCCUCAAAGUACGAAGAAGAAGAGGAAUAUGGACGCCCUCAGAAACCUCGACCCUCAAAGUACGAAGAAGAGGAGGAAUAUGGACGCCCUCAGAAACCUCGACCCUCAAAGUACGAAGAAGAGGAGGAAUAUGGACGCCCUCAGAAACCUCGACCCUCAAAGUACGAAGAAGAGGAAGAAUAUGGGCGCCCUCAAAAACCUCGUCCCUCAAUGCACGAAGAAGAGGAAUAUGGACGCCCUCAGAAGCCUCGACCCUCGAAGUAUGAAGAAGAAGAGUAUGAACGGCCACAGAAGCCUCGUCCCUCCAAAUACGAAGAAGAGACAACAGGGCCAUAUCGAGACCAUUCUUCAAAAUUCGAAGGAUAUGGUGCGGGUUCUAGGCCGGGUUACAGCCAGGAGGAAGUCCGUGUAGAGCCACCCAAGAAACCCUGGUACGAGUAGAGUACUGCUGCCAUUGGAUGUAUUCCAGCCCUGUAGAUAUUGCAUUUUGUCCUCUGUUUGGUGAAGCCAUGCGAUAAGAUAGUUGUUGAGAUGAAGGUCAAUUUGUGUGAAAUAUUUAGAAGCUUUUCGACGUUCAAAUAAUGUUGCAGUGAAUCUGGAUACACUCAUUUGCCUAGUCA
Physcomitrium patens is the source of this 1709-nucleotide messenger RNA. Lineage: Eukaryota; Viridiplantae; Streptophyta; Bryopsida; Funariales; Funariaceae. The record is from RefSeq and is a predicted model, not a curated record.